AUGGUGGAACAAACAACCCACUCAUUCCCCGACUCCUCAGACGAUAACCCCCAACUCCGCCGCCGCUUCAUCUUCCUCCUCCUCCCUCACCACCGACCUCACCUCCUCCCCUACGACCACCACCAAGGCCCACCACACCUGCUCCGCCCGCCACUCCGGCAGCUCUCCUGGCUCUGGCUCCUCCGCUUCCACAAACUCACCGCCUCUGUCGCUUGGCUCACCGACUCCUCCAUCUCCCUCAUUCGCACCGCCAACCGUCGCAUCUCCAGCCACCACCGCUCCGCUUCCACCUACUCUUCCCGCCUCUACAAAAUCAUUCGCCUCUUUUUAAUCCUCGUCCUAUUGCUUAUCUUCCUUAAGCUCCUCACCUACCGUCACGGAUGGCAACUCACUCCGCCUUCCGUCGAAUCCGCCGAGACCCUGGUAGAGCGCCUCUAA
This is a messenger RNA of Linum trigynum, 438 nucleotides long. Lineage: Eukaryota; Viridiplantae; Streptophyta; Magnoliopsida; Malpighiales; Linaceae. The record is from the annotation of a GenBank genome assembly.